GAUUAUUUGACGAAUCAAAUUCUAGCUCUCAAAUGUCGUAUUUUGCAAUAUGCGCGCAUUAUUUACAAUACCGGUACUAUUUACAUGUAUUUCCCCCUAAAACUCUUUCAAAGGAAAGCAAUGAGAACAUUAAGGGAGAAAUAACCAAUCUUUUUGCUCUAAGUAUGCAAAAAUAGUAGUCGUUCUUUGACAACUCUCAAAAUUUUUGUUUUCUUGGUUGAACUAUAUUUCUCGCGAUUUAGUCACUCGACUGUAAAACGGUUCAGGAAGUGGAAUGCAUGUGAAAUAUUUCGUAACCUUUUACUUGUAUUUCAAUUACAUAGAACUAUGAAGAUUUGGUCAUCGGAACACGCUUUUAGUCACCCUUGGGAGACAGUGGUCCAAGCAGCAUGGAGAAAGUACCCAAACCCCCACAAUACCAGUGUAGUAGGAAUAGAUGUUGUAGAUCGCAAGGUUGACAAAGGAAUACUGAAAUCUCACAGACUUCUCAGCACAGAAUGGGGACUUCCAGACUGGGCUGCCAGGUUAAUAGGAAAAGACAAGAUAGCUUAUGGCAGUGAAUACUCAGAGGUAGACUCAACUUCAAGAUCCAUGACACUUAAAUCCAGAAAUAUAACAUUCUGUAACUAUAUCUCAAUAGACGAAACCUUAAUAUAUCAACCACAUCCAGAAGAUCAGAAUCGUACUUUAUUAAAGCAAGAGGCCCGAGUGACUGUGAAAAAUUUAGCAUUAUGCAGUUAUUUCGAAAACUUGUUGACGAAUAACAUCUCCAAGAAAGCUGACAAGGGCAGGGAAGCAAUGGAAUGGGUCAUUAGUAAAAUAAAAGCAGAGACCGUGGAUCUCUCUCAGGCAGCUAGGCAGAGUAUGGACUCAGUGAUGCACAACGUAUCUAACCUGGAAAGUACUGUAUAAUGAUGGAGAAAUUAGGUAAUAAAAGGAAUGGAAACAUCAACGAAUCAGGAUUUAGGACAGGUGUAUGUGUGGAUCUGAAGUAUCAUGUGAUCUCAAAUGAUGCUCCGAUUGUACAAGUUCCUACUGCUGGUAUUGUGUCUUAUGAAUCUAUAUCAGCCUGUUACCUCAUAUCAUCAAUUCAGGGCCCAAAGA
Molecule: messenger RNA, 1104 nt
Organism: Owenia fusiformis
Lineage: Eukaryota; Metazoa; Annelida; Polychaeta; Sabellida; Oweniidae
Source: the annotation of a GenBank genome assembly